Messenger RNA from Candidula unifasciata, 594 nucleotides. Lineage: Eukaryota; Metazoa; Mollusca; Gastropoda; Stylommatophora; Geomitridae. The record is from the annotation of a GenBank genome assembly.
AUGCCUCCAGUUAUCGCUGCAUUUAUUGUUCUCAAAUGCACCCAACGGAUCUAUAGCAAUAAAAUUUUUGAUAUAUUAGUUUCCGCGUAUACACCAAGACAACAAGGAGGAAUGGGAAUAUUUAACAGAAACAUUCAUUAUAAUGAAAUUGUGUUGGAGAAUCAGAGAAAUGAGCAUAGAGAAAUCGAGCCAAUAAACCGGCAACGAGAAAUAGAAAAUCGGGAAAAUGAAAAUGAAGAGAAUAAUCUUGUAGAGGCGGAUAGACACAGGAUUGACAAUGAUAACCGUAGAAAUGUUGCUAGAGAAAAUGGUGCAGACGACCAUCGAGCCAGUAUAGAAAACCGACAGAAUGUAGAAAGAGAACGACACAAUACAAGGACUUAUCUAGAAAACAGACGAAAUCGUACACAGGAACAGCACAGAUAUUUCUUACGGCAGCGGCAUAGAGGUCGUUUGGUACAUGGUGGUGAGCUUCAUAGCCACAGAAAUGGGGCUGCUGUAGAUAAUAUACCAGUACGCACUGUCACAAACAUUUUACAGCCAAAUGGGCAGUUUUUGUUAACGAGAAGCCACCGCAGUGUCGUUAACUGUUAA